GCCAGGGUAGGUUGGCCUUCCGACAUCCUUACAGAUUCGGGAACUAACUUCCCCUCGUCCCCUAGGUGUACUCCCUGGACAGGCCACAGACCUUCCACAUCUGGUUCAGCCCCUACCGCGCCUUGGAAAAGAAGAAGGAGCAGGAGAUGCUGGCAGAGCAGAUUGCCACGUUGUGCGAAACCCUGGAGGAGUAUCCAGCCAUCCGCUACCGGAAGGACCAUGAAGAGAACUUCGACCUGGCUUGCGCAGUGCUGGCCAAACUCAAGGUGUUCAAGGAAUACAAGCCCAGCAUGGGAGAGGUGUACUCCCUGGACAGGCCACAGACCUUCCACAUCUGGUUCAGCCCCUACCGCGCCUUGGAAAAGAAGAAGGAGCAGGAGAUGCUGGCAGAGCAGAUUGCCACGUUGUGCGAAACCCUGGACGAGUCUCCAGCCAUCCGCUACUGGAAGGACCAUGAAGAGAACUUCGACCUGGCUCGCGCUGUGCUGGCCAAACUCAAGGUGUUCAAGGAAUACAAGCCCAGCAUGGGAGAGGGCCCCGACAAAGCCCGCUCUCAGCUGCUGAUUGUGGACCGGAGCUUCGACCUGGUGUCCCCACUGCUGCACGAGCUCACCUACCAGGCCAUGGCCUACGACCUGCUCAGCAUUGAGAACGACACCUACAAGUACGAGACGACAGGGACCAGCGUCUCGCAGGAGAAGGAGGCGCUGCUGGACGAAAACGACGAACUCUGGGUGCAGCUACGCCACAUGCACAUCGCUGACGUCUCCAAGAAGGUGACGGAGCUGCUGCACACCUUCUCUGAGAGCAAGAGGCUGACCACGGACAAGGCCACCAUCAAGGACCUGUCCCAGAUGGUGAAGAAGUUGCCUCAGUACCAGAAAGAGCUGAACAAGUACGCCACACACUUGAACCUGGCUGAGCACUGCAUGCAGCACUUCAUAGGAUCGGUGGAGAAGCUGUGCGGCGUGGAGCAGGACCUGGCCAUGGGGAUGGACGUGGAUGGGAAGAAGAUCAAAGACCCCAUGAAGAUCAUCGUGCCCGUCCUGCUGGACCCCAGCGUGCAGGCCUACGACAAGCUCCGCAUCAUCCUGCUCUACAUCUUGAACAACGGUGUGAGCGCGGAGGCCAUCAGCAGGCUGAUCCAGCAAGCCAGCAACCAGCAGCAGGGUGACAUCAUCUACAACAUGGAGCGCCUGGGCACCUCCUUCAUGCCUGGGGACAUCAUUGAGGACAGACUGGACAGGGAGCUGUGGCCCUUCCUCUCAGACCCGGUCCCUUCCACCAGCUCCCAGGCUGCUGUCAGCACCCGCUUCUGGCAUUGGCACAAGAACAGGCCAGCGGCUGAGAACCUGACGGGCCAGCGCCUCAUCAUCUACGUGCUGGGUGGGGUGUCCAUGUCUGAGAUGCGCUGCGCCUACGAAGUGACCCAGGCCAGCGAGGGCAAGUGGGAGGUGGUGAUCGGUUCCAGUCACAUCCUGACCCCCAGGCGCUUCCUGGAUGACGUCCAAACCCUCGACCAGCUGGCCCCCGAGGAGGCCUAGAAGCAGCCCCCUCCUCCCAGAGACUCUGCCCCCCACAGCUCGCUGCCCCCAGCUCCACCUGCUUUUCUCAACAAGGCACCUUC
Molecule: messenger RNA, 1627 nt
Organism: Mauremys mutica (yellowpond turtle)
Lineage: Eukaryota; Metazoa; Chordata; Testudines; Geoemydidae
Product: syntaxin-binding protein 2-like
Exons: 14
Coding region: 147-1544 (465 amino acids)
Biological process (GO): intracellular protein transport; neurotransmitter secretion; vesicle-mediated transport
Cellular component (GO): secretory granule; plasma membrane
Molecular function (GO): syntaxin-3 binding
Source: RefSeq, a predicted model, not a curated record